Eurypyga helias (sunbittern) is the source of this 1773-nucleotide messenger RNA. It is a transcript of the gene N4BP1, whose product is annotated as NEDD4 binding protein 1. Lineage: Eukaryota; Metazoa; Chordata; Aves; Eurypygiformes; Eurypygidae. The transcript has a single exon. Gene Ontology annotation, biological process: negative regulation of protein ubiquitination; negative regulation of proteasomal ubiquitin-dependent protein catabolic process. The record is from RefSeq and is a predicted model, not a curated record. Gene Ontology annotation, cellular component: nucleus; PML body. The annotation marks the transcript as partial.
GAGUAUAUUAAGGGACUCUGUGAACCUGAACUAGAAGAAAAGGAGUACUACCCAAAGGACAUGCACUGCAUCUUUGUUGGUGCACAGAGCCUUUUUCUCAACAGUCUUAUUCAGGAUACCUGUGCUGAUAUAACAGUGCUGGAAAUAGGAUUGCUGAGUAUUAAGGGGGGUGCAGAAGCUGUUGUUAUGGCUCAAAGUCAUGUUCAGCAGUUUGUGAAGCUCUUUGAGAAUAAUGAAGUCUUACUAAGUGACAAUGAAUCGGGGAUUAAAAAGCAGUUCAGACAAUUUGUGGAAGCACAUGCAGAUAAAUAUACAAUGGAUUUACUGAUUUUACCUAGCUCAUUAAAAAGAGAACUCCUAGCUCUCACACAGUCUGCAUGUUGUGAAGUGGAGAGCGAUAUUAUAGAUCUUACAGGUUCUGAAAGCCCAACAGAGUUUUUACACAACACAUCCUCCAAAGUAAUCUCUACAAACAGAGAUGGAAUAGCAGGUGGUGAGGAAGCACGAAACAAUGCUGGGACACCUGUAACUGAGCUCACAAAACAAAUGGACACGGUGUUUUCUGAUGCUCCUGAAGCAAGUUUUGUUCCCAUAAAUACUGUGCCUCUGUUAGAGGCAGUGGUGCCUAAAGAAAGGCAGUCAUGUAAGAGAAGAUCUUCUGAUGAUGAGGAAAGGCUGCCUAAAAAGCAGUUCUCUCUGGAAAAUGAUCAGGAAGUGGAAUCUGCUUCACACAGUAAUCCUUCAGACUGUGAUGCAGUUAUUGAUCUGCUUUCAGAUAGCUGCAAUGAAUCGGAUGAUCCCAGUUAUUGCCUUAAAGAAGGUGAUGAUAUCAGUGAGGAAAUGGAAUAUAAGAUUCUUGUGAACUUUUUCAGAACAAUGGGAUAUUCCCAAAAUAUCGUAGAAAAAGUUAUUGGUAUCCUAGGGCAAUCUGUGGAGCCAUUAACAUUGCUGGAAGAAAUUGAAAAGGAAAAUCUAAAAUUUCAGAAAGAACACGAACAGCCAUCUCAAAAGCCUAGAACUAUCAAUCCUCCUUUAGGAAAUAAUGCAAAUAAUUCACAAAAGCUAGAAGACAAAGGCAUUUCUAGCAAUAAAAGCCCAAUUAAAUCCAGUCAUACUACAAAAGAGAAAAAAAAUGAGUAUCACAGAAGAAGAGAUUUGCCAAGCACGCAAGUUGAUGCAGAAGAUAAAAUGCAUAUGUUGGUAUGCAAACCUGCUUCUCCUUUCAGUAAAAAUUCAGCUAUGUGUUAUAAACAAGGAGAUAUUUAUUGCCCUGGUAAGAUUCACAGUUCAAGGUCAAGUGAUAUAGAAACUGAUGGUGGUGUAACUUUUGGCACUGUACAAGCUGGAGCUCCAAAAGAUGUUGACUUUGUAGCCAGAGGGAGCUCAGAUGUGCAGCAUAUCUCAGCUAAGACUAAAACUGCAGUUCAGCAAAAAUCUGCAGGGCCCUUGACUGUACAGAAUACUCAUCCUGGCUUUGAGGACCGAUUAGGACACUGCAGCUCUACUUCUCAAGUAAGAUCUGUCAACAAACGCCUUUCCCAAACCUCAGAUUCUGAAAAUCCUGUCCCAAACCAAGUGUCACAAACGCAUCCUUCACAUCCUGAGAGAGAGACAGUGGGACCACGCAGAUAUCCUCCUGAUCCUUCAGUUACUGGAGUUCAAAGAUUUCUGGAAUCUCUGAAAAAGCCAUACAGACUGGAGUUGAAAAACGAUCCUGGGGAACCCUAUUUAAAACACAUCAUUAUUGAUGGAAGCAAUGUUGCAAUUUCGUAA